Messenger RNA from Mesorhabditis spiculigera, 3169 nucleotides. NCBI's taxonomy places the organism in Eukaryota, Metazoa, Nematoda, Chromadorea, Rhabditida, Rhabditidae. The record is from the annotation of a GenBank genome assembly.
AUGGAGCCGCGGAGCAAGGAAUCCCGGCUUAAUCUCGACGUAAAUUUGCUGCUUUACCAUAUCGGCCUACCUAUUUUGUUAUUGUUAGCGAUAAUCUUCAACAUCUCUAUCCUUGCCUAUAUUUAUGUGCUUUUUCUGUUUGCUAUACCAUUUUUCGUCACGACAAAUGUCAACAAGCAUGGUCGCCGUUUGGAACGUAUCUUUAUCGAAAUUGGCUUAAGCAGAUACACUCAUCGCGAUUUUCUGGAACUGCUCAGCCAACUUCUACUCAAACAUCUCGUCUUUAUCGGCGUUGGAUUGCUUAUAUUACGGCUUCAAUUAAUUCGCUACAUCCGUGAGAAAAAGAUCUGCGAUGUGGAGCAUUUUCCGGAGCUGAGCUAUUCCGUACACUCCGAUACACGAUUUGCCGCCACCAUCCAGCAUUGUGUCUUUUUGGCAGCAAUGAUGAUUUGUGGAUUUAUUUAUCCGUCGUUGGCAACUGUUCCCUACUUUCUGCUCUAUUUCUAUGCUUUCUUACGCUGGGCAUUCGACCGGAAUAUGAGUGAUCGGGAGUUCCGAAGACUGCGAAUUCUCACUAUAAUGUACAUUUUCAUCCACAUUUCGGUGCUUCAUUGCUAUCAGCUGCCGGCUCUACAUCGAUUUUUGAAGCCAGAAACUUUCUGGACAAGAAUUUCCGGAUUGAAUCGAUUGCUCCAUUUCCGGUGCGAUCGGUUUAUCUACCCGAAAGUAACGUUUACAUGGAGUUGGCCGGAACGAGUUCAACCGUUUGUGCUGUUGAUUUUCUACAAUUUAUGUGUUUAUCAGCUAAAAAUGGGCGACGAGAAACCGUCACUUGGAGGAAGGCACAAAGGUCAAAGAGUAUCCCUGAGGCUUGUGAAUCCGCCGGAAAUCGCAACAACUGAAGGACCAUCCCCCAUCGUUCAAGUGACCAUCACUGUUGUUGACGAAGAUAAAGACCAACCUGCCAUUCAGCUCGACAAUGAAGGGAUGCUCGAUUCUCAUUCAUCAAAACUCUCCGAAAUCCUUUCCCCAAUGCAAUAUAUACGCCGCUUUUUCGCCAUGGUUGUGCACGAGGUGGUUGGCGACAAUUUCAAGCUAGCAGACUUCCUGGGGAAAAGCCUAGAAUUCGCGAAGGCGCAGGGCUACGUUUUGACCCUCUUUACGAUGAUGGCUUGGUCGCUGACAUUCCAUUCUUGGUUGACGUUUGCAUUGCUGGCGGCUUCAUGCGUUGUCUGGAUGAGUCCAAAUCCCAAGAAGUUUUGCUUUAAGGUUGGCCCUUUUAUUGCACUGUACGCGACGCUACUGCUGCUCCUCCAGUAUGUCUACAGUAUGAAUUUGACCCAAAUCGAGUUGCCUGAUGAAAAUCCACCGUAUUUGCGGCAGUUUGGCAUGGAAAAAUCAAGAGACAGCCCGCCGUUCAUUCCACUUUGCAUCAAAGCCAUUUACACAAUGCUGAUUUUUCUUUCUAUCAAACAAAAGAUUGUUGACGAAAAAUUGAAACGUUCUCAAGGUCGCGGUUCAAUUGUGGCCGAAGAAACUGAAAAAUCAAUGCUGGAAAGCAAGGAAUCGGAAAAAAAAACUCGUUGGGGAAGAAUUCGACAAUUUCUGGCUGAUCAUUGGGUGUUAUUCACUCUAUUUUUGAUCUUGGUCAUAUCGCUGCAAGACCCAGUGGUCCUCUACCGGCUGCUGUAUAUGACCUUCUUCCAGACGUUCCUCAUAUUCUUCCAAGUUUCCUUCCCAACCUGGCGCCGAGGGUUGUAUUUCUUUUGGAUGGCAAUGAUCAUCUACUGUAUGGCUGUCGUUACUCUCAUCUAUACCUUCCAAUUCCACGGUGUCCCCGAUUUCUAUGGGCGGUAUUUGAAUGCUGAUGUCCGUCGUGAGAAGGAGGCGGAGGAGGAAAAGGCAAGGGAAGCAUUGGCUGAGGAAGAGAGUCGCCAAAAGUUGGAUAUGAAAGCGAAGAUGAGGGUUUAUUUGGGAAAGCUGGAAAAGAAGUAUCAUCAUAUGGUUGAUAAACGAGAUCAAUAUAUUGAAGUGAUUUGGCGGAUUGUGGAGAUGCAUAUGGAGAGGGCUAUUUGUUGUUUGAUGGUUUAUGUGGCGAUUGUUGAGGUUUCCGCUACAAAUAUACCAAUGAUGGUGUUCGUAUCGUUUGUGCUCCCUCGAGAACAUUUGUAUUCUGCUCUCUCCCCAUUUUUGGCUGUAUGGACCUCAAUUCUCGUGAUGGGAAAAAUGCUCUAUCAAAUGGACGCUUUUCGGGAGGAGACAUUUUUGGGGAAUUGUGAGACGGAUAUUCUGAACGGCACGUACUCGGUAAUGCCGUGGACUGGAUUGAAUAAAACGGCUACAGUAUCUACACUGUUAUGGCCCUAUGUUGCCCUUACCAUCGCAUUUGCUGCACGAACAGUCGUCUGGUUAAGAAUGACAAUGCAUCGAAAAAAUAACCAGGAAGCCCCUCCACUACGCGGUAUUAUAUUUUCCAACAUAAGCCGCAGAAAAGCCGACAAAUCACUGAGCAAAUGCUUGCAAUACCUUGCAAACUAUUUCUUUUACAAAUUCGGCUUUGAGUGUUGCUGCAUUAUUUCCGUGAUUACCAUCGGACUUCGGUGUGAUAUCUACUCGGUGAUCUACGCCAUAUUUUUGAUUGUAUUCCUAAUCCGACGUCGUGAAGAAGUUGCUGCAAUCUGGCCAAAAUACACCAUUUUCCUGGCCGUGACUUUUUCAAUACAGUACCUGCUAUGCCUUGGAAUUCCAAAAAUCUUCUGUCUGGCAUAUCCCUGGAGCUCGUGGGAUCAAGAUUUGAUUGAAUGGCUUUUCUUACCUGAUCAUUUGGUCCCUCCAAAUGCCGUCAAAUUAUGGGCUGAUUUCUUCCAACUCUUGUUCGUCAGUUGCCAAGCCCACGUCUUUUCUAUUGAACUCUCUAAAGAUGCCGGUUAUUAUCCUGGAGGCCAAAAUUCGCCGGUUGUCUCGUACCAGAGUCUGUAUACCUUGUGGUAUUGUGCCCUCAAGAAAAUAGCUCUUGAUGGACCAACGAGAAGGAAGAAGAAAGAACCUAUCAACGUUCCCGAUUUUAUCAGCAAUCGAAAAACGUUGUUGGAUCUGGCGAAGACUUUUAUAUUUGUCUAUUUUUACUGGAUAACGCUGGGAGUGAUUUUUGUGACCGGCACGAGCACAG